CAAUUCACUCUCUCUCUAUUACACCGACAUAUCAGUCUCUCUCUCUCUCUCAGUCUCUCUCAGUUUCACUCUCUCUCUCUCUCUCUCUCUCUCUCUCUACAAUGGCCAUGACUACCUUAACCAAGAUGUUCAACAGCCAUAUCUCACAGAAACAGAGCACCCAGGAUCACAAGUACCCAUGGUGGUUUUCACCAGAAACAGGAAUUUACUGCAGUAAACACCCAGAAAUUACCCUCCCCACAGACCCUUUUCUGGAUGUUGUCACCUUCAUCUUCUCACACCAGCACACUGGGGUUUCACCUGCCCUCAUUGAUUCCUCAUCUGGGUCCUCACUUUCUUACCCCCAGCUCUACUCUUGUGUCAAAUCAUUUGCCUCCGGCCUCCGGCAAAUGGGGAUUUCACAAGGUGACGUUGUUCUGCUCCUUUUGCCGAAUUCCAUUUACUAUCCCAUUGUUUUCUUGGGAGUUUUGUACGCUGGUGCAAUCGUCACGACGAUGAAUCCUCUUAGCAGUGUGGGGGAAAUCAAGAAACAGGUUGGUGAUUCAAAAGCGCGUCGUGCUUUUACUGGACUUGAAUAUGUUGGUAAACUACAGGCAUUGGGUGUUCCUGCAGUUUUGGUUCCAGACAAUGCAGCUUUGGAUUCGAAGGAGGAGGCUUUUUCGGUUUUUUAUAAGCUUGUUAAUGGUAAUGUUGGUUUGGCUCCAAGACCAGUGAUUAGGCAGCAAGACACCGCGGCGAUAAUGUACUCUUCCGGGACUACUGGUGCGAGCAAAGGUGUUGUGAUCACACACAGGAAUUUCAUAGCUGCAGUGGAGCUUUUCGUGAGGUUUGAGGCUUCACAAUACGAGGGUUCGAGUUUGAGCAAUGUGUACUUGAAUGUUCUGCCGUUGUUUCAUAUUUACGGGUUGGUGCUUUUCGGGAUGGGGUUGCUUUCUUUAGGAUCAAGAAUUGUUGUGAUGAAGAAAUUUGAUGUCAAUGAGGUGGUGAAAGCAAUUGAGAAGUACAAAGUUACACACUUUCCGGUUGUUCCGCCGAUUUUAACGGCAUUGACAGCUAAAGCUAAGGAUGGUUUGGUCAAACAAAGCCUCAAGAGUGUGAAGCAGGUUUCAUCCGGAGCAGCCCUUUUGAGCGCGAAAUCGAUAGAGGACUUUGUUCGCACUCUUCCUCAUGUCGAUUUGAUUCAGGGUUAUGGAAUGACUGAGACCACGGCAGUAGGAACUCGCGGUUUCAACACCGAAAGCCUUAAAAAACCCUUUUCACUGGGGCUUUUAGCUCCAAACAUGCAGGCCAAAGUGGUGGAUUGGAAAACAGGAUCCCCUCUGCCUCCCACAAGCAGCGGUGAGCUGUGGCUGCGCGGGCCAGGGAUCGUGAAUGGAUACUUGAACAAUGCCGAGGCAACAAUGUCGACAAUUGAUGAAGAGGGUUGGCUGCACACAGGGGACAUUGUGUACUUUGACGAACACGGAUACCUAAACCUACAAGACCGGCUUAAAGACGUGAUCAAAUACAAGGGGUUUCAGAUUGCACCGGCGGAUUUAGAAGCCGUGCUGAUCAACCAUCCUGAGAUACUAGAUGUUGCAGUGGCAGGUGUGCUGGAUGAGGAAAGUGGAGAGAUACCAGUGGCAUUUGUGGUGAGGAAGCACGGAAGUCGAGUUUCGGGGGAGAACGUGAUGGAUUUUGUGGCUGCACAAGUUGCUCCAUACAAGAAGGUAAGGAAGGUGGUUUUUACAGAUUCAAUUCCAAAGUCUGCAGCUGGGAAGAUCCUGAGAAGGGAGCUUAGGAAGGUCCUGACCUCUAAACUGUAAGACUAGCUAGUUCAUUUGUUUCCUUUCCCCCGGUGCUCCGUACGAAACACCACCUUCUUCUUCGUUUCCCAUUUUCCAUGCUUUUCUGCAACCCCCGAUUCAAUUGGGCCUGUUGGGAAUAAAUUCUUCGAAAUGGUCCAAUCAAAUUAAGCCCUAUUUUCCCCCAAAUCUGAUAAAUCAUAAGUUUGUUGUACUUGUGGUUCGUUUGGGAAUAAAUUGUUCGAAAUGUUCCAAUCAAAUAAAGCCCUAUUGAGUUUAUA
Pyrus x bretschneideri (Chinese white pear) is the source of this 2065-nucleotide messenger RNA. Its product is annotated as 4-coumarate--CoA ligase-like 6. The transcript has a single exon. Gene Ontology annotation, molecular function: CoA-ligase activity. Bases 102 to 1805 code for a protein of 567 amino acids. Gene Ontology annotation, cellular component: peroxisome. NCBI's taxonomy places the organism in Eukaryota, Viridiplantae, Streptophyta, Magnoliopsida, Rosales, Rosaceae. Gene Ontology annotation, biological process: ubiquinone biosynthetic process. The record is from RefSeq and is a predicted model, not a curated record.